Molecule: messenger RNA, 890 nt
Organism: Pelodiscus sinensis (Chinese soft-shelled turtle)
Lineage: Eukaryota; Metazoa; Chordata; Testudines; Trionychidae
Source: RefSeq, a predicted model, not a curated record
CACCGCAGCUACGAGGAGUUCUGCACGCUGGACGGGCACCUGCACUGCUGCAUCUUCGACCGCCGCUUCUCCCAGCUGCCCGAGCUGCCACCGGCCUGCCAGCCCCGGGGCCAGGCUGAGAUGCUGGUGAUGAUGCUGCGGCAGUACUUGGAGAAGCUCUCUGCCAUUGUGGACAGCAACAUUAACUGUGGCCCUGUCCUCAGCUGGAUGGAGAUUGAUAACCAUGGCAACCGGCUGCUGGUGAACGAGGAGGCGUCGAUUAACGUCCCAGCUAUUGCAGCCGCCCACGUCAUCAAGCGCUACGCGGCCCAGGCUCCCGAUGAGCUGUCCUUCGAGGUGGGGGACAUUGUCUCAGUGAUCGACAUGCCUCCCAAGGAGGAGGCCAGCUGGUGGCGAGGCAAACACGGCUUCCAGGUCGGCUUCUUCCCCAGCGAGUGUGUCGAACUCUUCCCGGACCGCUUGGCACCAGGGCUCAAAGCAGACACAGACGGGACGGCUACCAGCAUCCCCGGCGUCCUUGCACCCCAGGGGCCCCUCUCCCCCACGUCAGGUAAGUAAGCUGGCUCUAAGCUAGAGAGGCGGGGCUAAGGUGCAUGAGACCCUGCAGUAACAUUCCCACCCCAGAGUGGCUGCAUCCCAGCCCUGAGCUGUCCAUGGGUGGUGGUGUAUGCGGCUGUUCCCGGCUGCCCCACCCCAGAGAUGGCUGCAUCCCAAGCCAGAUGAGCCAUCCAUGCUUCAGUCCCACGCCCUGUGGUGUCUCCACCUGGCAGACGGGGUUUAAUAGCUCUGUUUGGGGGCCAGACGGGGGGCCGGGGCAUCACUGAAGCUGGGUGGUCCUCUCUGGCCGCUGUGCAAGCGUCGCUCCCUCCGCAGAGCCUGGCGGUGGCAGG